Neltuma alba is the source of this 2749-nucleotide messenger RNA. Its product is annotated as putative disease resistance protein RGA3. The record is from RefSeq and is a predicted model, not a curated record. Gene Ontology annotation, molecular function: ADP binding. The coding region runs from base 137 to 2749 and encodes 870 amino acids. The transcript is spliced from 2 exons. Lineage: Eukaryota; Viridiplantae; Streptophyta; Magnoliopsida; Fabales; Fabaceae.
GUGGCUUAGCAUGCAAAACUAUGGGCAUAUUUCUUCUAUAUAGGCCACGAACUGUCAGAACAUAGUCUUUCCAGUUUCAUCUUUGCUAGAUCUAAUCACCAAACUCCCCCAACGUCUCCCUUUGUGUCUUGGAAGGAUGGCCGAGCAAGUCCCAUAUGGCGUGGCUACAAGUCUCAUCAACACUUUGGCUUCAGCAGCCUUCAGGGAGGUUGCUUCCAUUUAUGGGGUUGAGACUGAGAUUGAAUGGCUGAAGGAAACUGUUAAAGACAUCAAAGCCGUGCUUGCUGAUGCUGACCAAAAGCAGCACACUGCGCAACUCAUCCAGCGCUGGAUAACGAAGCUAAGACAAGUCCUUUACGAAGCAGAUGACUUGCUUGAUGAGAUCCACACUCAACAUUUGCUGCGCGAGAGGGAUGGAAAGGGAAAGGUACGUGACUUCUUCUCGUCCUCCAACCCAAUUGCUUUUCGCCGCAAAAUUGCAAGGAAGAUUAGAAAAAUCAGAGGGAAAUUUAAUGGUGUUGUUGAAACUAUGUCUAAGUUGAAUUUAGAUCGAAGAGAUGUUGAAACGAAGCAUGAAAGGAGGAACUGGAGGGAAACUAGUUCUUUUGUGCUCCAAGAGGAGAUGGUUGGUAGGGAGGGAAACAAGAAGGACAUAAUUGAUUUGUUGUUGAAUGAUGAUAAUAGCCAUCAAAAUGUUUCCUUGGUUGCUAUUGUCGGCAUUGGGGGUUUGGGUAAAACUGCCCUUGCGCAAUUGGUGUACAAUGAUACUGACGUGGAGUGUUCUUUCGACAAGCGAAUGUGGGUGUGUGUUUCUGAAGACUCCAAUGUAAAUGCGCUUGUUAAGCAGAUACUCGAAUCAUUACUUGGCAAAAAACAAGACGAUCAAUCAUUAGAACUACUUCAAAAUGAGCUUCAACAAAAUUUAGCUGGCCAAAAAUUUGUGCUAGUUUUAGAUGAUAUUUGGGAUGAUUUUCCCGUAAAGUGGGAAGAGUUAAGGAAGUUUUUGGCGCGUGGUGCUAAGGGUAGUAAGAUUUUGUUGACUACACGCAAUCAGGCGGUAGCCAGUAAAAUGGGUGUAAAAACGCCAUAUCUUUUGGAAGGACUGACAAAUGACCAAUCUUGGACUCUGUUGAAAAGAUUGGCAUUUGAGGAAGAUAAAAUAAUGACCGAAAAUAUGGAGUCUAUUGGCCAAAAAAUUGCAGAAAAAUGUAAGGGUGUUCCGCUGUUAAUAAGAGUAAUGGGGAGUUUGUUGCGCUCAAAAGCGCAGGAAAGUGAUUGGGAAGCUAUUUUGGAAGGUGACUUUUGGAAGUUAUGUGAAGACAAUAAUUCACUUAUGCCAAUAUUGAAGUUAAGUUAUGACAGUUUGGCAGUUGAAUUAAAACAGUGUUUUGCUUAUUGUUCUUCAUAUCCAAAAGAUUGGAAAUAUAAGAAGGAUACAUUGAUUGAUUUGUGGAUGGCACAAGGCUUCCUUGAAAGUGAAGUUGAGAAACGAUGUCCAGAAGAUGUUGGCGAAGACUAUGUCCAUAUUUUGUUGAAGAAGUCUUUCUUGCAAGAUGUCAAGAUGGAUGAAUUAGGUGAAAUCAAAUCUUUUAAAAUGCAUGAUUUGAUGCAUGACUUGUCCCGAUCAAUUAUUAGCUCUGAUGAUUGUCUAUAUGUUGAGGGGAGACAAAAUGUCGUGAGGUGUACUAUACAUGCUUCUCCUAAAGAAUAUAACUUUGAUAGUUCACAAGAUUUGCAGGGUUUCGGUAGAUCGAGAACCGCUCUCAAAACAAAGAGAGAAUAUGAAAAGACUUCAUCCGAUUCUUUUGUGUUCACGCGCUUGCGUAGUCUAGAUUUGUCACACCAUCACAAGAGUGAUUUGCUUGAAUCAAUAGGUAAAAUGAGCCAUCUGAGGUAUCUUAAUCUCUCUCAUUGUUCUCAAUUGACUUGUUUGCCUGAAAGUAUAAGCAACUUGGUCAAUCUGCAGACAUUGAGAUUGAAGUGGUGUGAUAAUCUUAAAUUUUCUGGGGAUAUUAUCACAAAGUUAAUAAACUUGCGUCGAUUUGAUAUAGAACGUUGCGAGGCCUUUGAAGAUGGGAUGCCCAUUGGGUUGGGCAGAAUGACGACUCUGCAAAAUUUGUCACAUUUCAUAGUGGGUGAUGAUGAUGAGAAGAGAAAGAAGGCCAAAUUGAAUGACUUAAAAGAACUUAAUCUCAGAGGUAGAUUAACAAUUGAGAAACUUGGUUUAGUGAGGAAUGUAGAGGAGGAGUCCAAGGGUGUUAAUUUGAGAACAAAGAAAAACCUCAUUUCCUUGACCCUGAGGUGGGGACAAUAUUCAAAGAUGAAAGAUCGUGAUGCCACGCAGUUGUUGGAAAAUCUUCACCCUCAUCGAAAUUUGAAGGCAUUGACAAUAGCAGAGUAUCCAGGGAUAUGCUUUUCCGAUUGGCUUUUGUCAUGUGCAAAUCUUGUUGAAUUGAGGUUCAGUGACAUCUACAAUUGUCAGUAUUUGGCAGCGUUGGAAGGGCUUGUUUCUCUCAAGACUCUUCACAUAAUGGGGAUGGAUAAAUUGGAGUGCAUAUAUUAUAAAGAAUGUUCCUCAUCAACUAACUUCUUCCCAUCUUUGGAGGAAUUAAACAUUCUGAGGUGUGGAAGGUUGCCCAAACCUAAACUACAUGCCUCCUUUUCCAAAUCUCGUGAGGUGGUUGGGAUUAAGAUAUUGUGGCGCAAAGCCAUUGCUGGACACAUUAAAUGUGAAAACACAGUUUGCUGA